Molecule: messenger RNA, 6424 nt
Organism: Colius striatus (speckled mousebird)
Lineage: Eukaryota; Metazoa; Chordata; Aves; Coliiformes; Coliidae
Gene: STON1
Product: stonin 1
Exons: 4
Coding region: 133-2337 (734 amino acids)
Biological process (GO): regulation of endocytosis; synaptic vesicle endocytosis; clathrin-dependent endocytosis
Cellular component (GO): AP-2 adaptor complex; synaptic vesicle
Molecular function (GO): clathrin-cargo adaptor activity
Source: RefSeq, a predicted model, not a curated record
CGGAGCGAGGCGAGGCCCGGCCCGGCCGGUGUCUGUGGCCGCCUCCAUGGCGGCGGACUGGCCCCGGGGCGGCGGCCGGCCGAUGGUUUGUGGGUGAUAACGUGUGCAAGUGCCUCAAGUUUCUCCUACAAGAUGUGUUCCAAAAAUCCAGCAAAUUGGGUCACCUUUGAUGAUGAGCCGCUCUUCCAGUCACCUCAGAAAUUGGUUGACAAUCAGAGCAGUUGUAAAGCAAAUGGCCUUAAACUAAAUCUGUCUAGCUUGCAUGAGUCUUCAAGUAGGUCAUCUUCUACAGGCAGCACUCCACUCUCAUCUCCUGUAGUUGACUUCUACCUAAGUCCCGGACCCCCCAGCAACUCUCCACUUACUACACCUACCAGAGACUACCCAAAGCCUGGUGUUCACCUCCUUUAUCCCAUCCCUGAGUGGCCACCAAAUGUUAACCUUCUUCCAUCACCUGCGACCCCCUCCUCCUUAACCUCGCAGAAACCGAGCAGCCUUCCUUUCAACGCUUCACCUAAUGAUCACCCAGUUAAGACUUUGGUCUCCAAAUCAACAGACGAGGGAAGUCCUAAUCUGCCAGGAAGCUACGAGGAGUCAGGAGAGUUGCCAUCACCAUCAGGGCACUUCCCAAACUUCCAGAGCGACUGUGCUUUUUCCAGUCCUUUUUGGAAGGAAGAGUGCUCACUCAGCACGUCAUUGGCUAAUGUUGGCGCGCACAGGAAGGACAAGGCCCUCGACAGGAGUGUCUGUCAUCCUAAAGACAAAGAAACUUGUCACAAUCAGAAAAGCCUUAACCAGGGCUCCUUCAGCUACAUCUGCGAGAGGCUUGAACACCUGCAAGCUGAGAGCUGCGGCGCCGCAGGAAGCACUCCCAUCUCCAAUGCCCACGCGUGGCACAAGCCCUCCCCUGCCAUCCCACGCGGCCUCUUCAGGAGCCGGAAAGCAGAGGGGUGGCCGUUCAUGCUGAGGAUUCCCGAGAAGAAGAACAUGAUGUCAUCUCGGCAGUGGGGCCCUAUUUACCUUAGCGUCCUGGCUGGAGGUGUGUUGCAGAUGUACUACGAAAAGGGCCUAGAGAAACCUUUCAAGGAGUUCCAGCUGCAGCCACACUAUAAGUUGUCUGAACCCAAAUUGGAGAGCUAUAAUGUCUCGGGAAAAAUCCAUACUGUGAAGAUAGAGUGCGUGUCUUACACAGAGAAAAGGAGGUAUCACCCCAAAAUAGAAGUGAUCCAUGAGCCAGAGGUUGAGCAGAUGUUAAAGCUGGGCACCACAGAUUAUAAUGACUUCACUGAUUUCCUUGUAACCGUCGAGGAAGAGCUUAUGAAACUUCCCACUGUUUGUAGACAAAAGAGAAAUUAUGAAGAGCAAGAAAUGUCUCUGGAAAUAGUGGAUGACUUUUGGGGGAAAGUCACUAAGGCAGAAGGAAAACUUGUAGAAAGUACUGUCAUCACGCACGUUUACUGCUUGUGUUUUGUGAAUGGAGGUGCCGACUGCUUUCUAACCCUGAACGACUUGGAGCUCCAGAAGAGGAAUGAGUGUUACUUUGAGAAGGAGGAGGAGAAGAAAUGGAUUGAUAUUCUCGAUUGCCAUUUCCAUAACUGCGUCAAAGCGCAGGAAUUCGAACAAUCACGAAUUGUUAAGUUUACACCUCCAGAUGCCUGUAGGCUGGAACUGAUGCGUUUCAGGACACAGUUCAAUGGGCAAGACCUUCCCUUUUCUGUGAAGGCUGCGGUAGUUGUUCAGGGGGCGUACAUUGAACUUCAGGCUUUUAUAAACAUGUCUUCAACUGCUUCAACACCGACGCGUUUACCUUCUGUGAAAUACUGUGAAAAUGUUAUGAUACGCUUUCCUGUUCCCAUGCAGUGGGUCAAAGCACUUUGGACCAUGAACCUCCAAAGGCAGAAGUCCUUAAAAUCCAAAAUGAACAGGAGAGCGUGCCUUGGCGCUUUGCACGAGGUCGAAUCCGAUCCUGUAAUACAAGUCUCAAUUGGAACGGCAAAAUACGAGAGUGCCUACAGGGCUGUUGUGUGGAAGAUAGACAGGCUUCCAGAUAAAAACUCAAGCUCAGAUCAUCCACACAGCCUCUCUUACAAACUGGAACUCGGAUCAGACCAGGAAAUACCAUCCGACUGGUAUCCAUUUGCUACCGUCCAGUUCGUUGUUCAUGAUACCUGUGCCUCAGGAACAGAAGUGAAGUCGCUGGGCAUAGAGAGCGAUCUGCAGCCCCAGAAGCACGUUGUUCAGAAAGCUUUUUACAAUUGCCAGGUUGAAAUUGAAAAGAAGUGGAUUAGGCUUGAUGGAGAAGAUCCAGAUAAGGCUGGCAAUUGCCUAAUGCAGUAAAAGAGCACAGGAGGCAUGGUCAUAGGAUAUUAGUAGGAAUCAGUUUACAUAGGGAAUUCUAUUGUUAGAAGCAGCGCAGUGACCUAGUUUAGGAUAAACAUGCUCAUUGAAUUUUCCUUUUUUUAAUGCUUUUGGGUUUGACACCGAAAAUCAGUACUUGUCUGACUGGCCUGCGUUCAAGUAAACUUCCUGUCCUGGGAAUACUGGUAUGAGUAAGGUCUCCUUGUAAAGAGUUGCAGGAUGUGAACACUUAAUUGACUGAUUGUAAUAUAUUAUUUUCCUGUCCUGUGUCUAUGACUUGGGAGUAAUCUCAUACCCUAUAUUGAAACCUAAUGGCACUACUCAAAGAGUUCAUGUCACUUGAACAUGUAAUAUUCAACGAUAAAAAGCGCCAGAGUCCUGAUGUGCAGACCAGCAUCUGUGUAGGGUCCAGCAGGACCAAUUACAUUUUUUAGUGGUGUUUGAAAAACUAAAGUCCCUUAUGUUUCUGCUCCCCUUAAUAUAUGUGAACAGAGCAAGUUGUAAUGUUAUUCUUGACAAGAGCCUCAGUUAAUGAGUUGGAAACUGGGCAAAUUCAUUGGUAAAAAGGGAAAAGCUCCUCCACAAUAAUAUUCUUCAUUCUUCUGGGGCUGCCAGUGUUUCCUUCUCAGAAAUUUAUGGGUUCACUCAAAGUAAUCUCUUGGGCAAAAAGACAUAUGGCAGAUGUGACUGAAAUUUCUGUGCCAGCAUUAGACAAAUCUUUUUCACUAUAUCAGCGUGACCAAGGGGCAGAUCCUCAGCACACUUAAAUCAGUGCAGACCCAUUUCAUUUGGUGAAGCUUUGUGAAUUUACACCAGUGGGGGGUUUUCCCCACAAACCUCAGAAAUAUCUGGUUGCCGCUGUUUGCUCUGGGUCUCCUUCAGGAUGCAGCUUCCACACGUUGAUUUGGAAACUGCGGAGCCAUUACAUUGAGUAACUUUUAAGACAGUCUUUCCAUACCUGGGAAGGGAGAUGUUUUCAUGCUGUUAGCUCUGAAGGCAUUUUCUGUGGGGAAACAAUGGACUAUGGCAAGGGAUGUGAAGCUGUGACGCUUCAGAAGGCAGCAUGAGCUACUAAUCACAUAUCAAUAUGUAAACUGUAUUUUUAACAAACUACUGGCAUUUAGGGAAAGGUUUUAAUGCUUCCCCUCAGCCAUUUAUCCCCGUUGUAAUUUUCUGGAGGCUGUAACUCCAGGCCUGAAAAAAACUCUGAUAAAUUAAAAAAAUGGUCCUGAUUAUUUUUUUUCCUCUACAGUUUUCCUAAAAUUAUCUUUACUUCAAACUGAAAUUAGUAGAGAACCAAAAUAUAGUAGUGCACUAAGUCUCACUUUAUAUUUUGUCAUGGCUUGUAACUGUUUAUAUGAACACUGUGUAAAAAUAUGGAUAAAUGUUAUUUCCCCAAAAGUAGAAAUAUGUGGGAUAUGCACUGAGGAAAUUACCAGUCUGAGGAAACAGAAGGCUAUAAUAUGAACCUUGUUCAUCACAAUAAACUUUUCCCCCCAUUUGGAAGCUGAGAAUGAAAUGGGUAAUAGAUUCUAUAGUAAGCCCCGAGGGCAGGUUUUUUAUGGAUAUUGCAUUGCCAAAGCCCCAAAUAGACUAUUAUGGUAUUUUGGCUUCUCUAUAUAUCCCUUUUUAUUAGCAGAUUAUAUUAUUAUAAAUCUAAGCAAGCGUUUGAGUGUAGUAGUGAUCCAAAUACAUCUCAGCUGUUGCAUCCUCCCUCCGUGUUUUGACUUGAGCAGCCACUAGCACUUUCAAGUCAUGUUUGGUUUGUUUUAUUUGUGUUUAAUUUUGAUUUAUAUACUUCUCAGCUGAACUAAGGGGCGCAGCGUGCGCGUGGGCAAAGUGUUUAUACUCAGCAUCAUGGCAGAGCUCUGCAGUUCACUGAUGUUCAUGGUUAAACUAGAGCUACAAUAUCUAUUAGCAUCUUUGCUCAGUAAGGUAGAGGAAGCAAUAUGUGUAUUGCAGAUACCUGCACUAGCCAUUGUCUGAGGCUGACUCAUCUUGAUUGGCACUAAUGCAGCAAAUUCGGUAUAUCAGUUAGCAGUGGUUAUUGUCCAAAGCCUGUCUUGCCCAGCUGGCCCCUAUUUUUCUGUUUUUAAGGAGAGACAACUGCCUGUUCAGGGACUCUUUCAUCUUAGGAUGCCCUUUUGCAGUACUCAUCUCCUACAGAUUCGGUACCUGGUAGUGCCCCGGGUCUUGCAAAAGCAACAGCUGCUUUUCUUCUGUCAGGUGUCUGAUGUAUCUCAGGAUGUGUUCAAGAAGCCCAUGUAGUGCUGACCUCCAAAGAUGAGCUAUUGUUUUGAAAGGCCCAAGAGAUGAACAGCCACGUUACAAGUCAUCUUCCUUGUGUCUGUGUUAUAUCUGGUAUGGUGCAAACAAUCAUUCUGCCUUACUGAACUCAUUAACACAAAAAGGUCAAGCUACAGUGCCAUUGACAUUGCAGGCUCUUGGAUUUCCAUCUGAGGCCUGUAAGACUCACCAUUAAGUUUAUUCAGAAUUGGAUCAGGAUCAUAGGGAACUAAUUCCACAGAAAUAUCACCACACCGAAAGAAUGUUUAAUAUGUAGCUUUCAGUUUAAACCUGACAAUUAGUGCAGCCUAAAUUAGUUCAACCUCAAACUGAUGUUUGUAUGCCUUGCUGUCAAAAUAUUUUAGAACAGGCUGCAGUUUCAUGAAAGAAAGUUUGGGUUGUCUGAAUUUUUUUUCCCCCAUCAAAUUCAAACUUCUUGUUCUGCUGCCAAAGCAGAAACACCCUGCCUUCCCCUUUCCUUCUGCAGUGUCUGAUGUCCUUGAGUAUAACACACUGAACAAAUAUUCUCAAUGUUUAAGGCUCCAUUUGCUAAGAUCUUCUACGAAUGCUGCAACAGGUGACAGCAAAUAGACAUAUUGGCUUUGAUUCUUCAGAAAUCUGGGCUAUAAGUAGUCCAACUGUAAUUUUGGGAGGGGAAUGGAGAUGAGGAACAGUUGCUAUAAGCUAUUGUGAUGCUCAGUGUCUAGCUAGCAGAAGGAUUUGAGCUUUAAAUAACCCAUGAAGUACAUUGGCAUCGUGUGAGGAACCAGGUUUCACACGUUACUGAUCUCUGCUUCCCACAGCUAGCACCUGCAGUUACUGAAAUGCUUCCAACUGUUUGGGUCACUUAAGAUGCUGACACUUUGCUAACAUGCUGAUAAUCUUUGCUAACAUUUGCUAACAUACAGGGCAGUAUUUAGAUAUUAUCUGUGUUUCUUUCACAAAGGGCCAGCAGGUUUUGGGAUAUUUUGUAUUUUAAAUGGAAAUCAAUGAGAACAGUUAUUUUUAUAGUGUGUUUGCCUUAUUUACAGUGUUGUAUUUACUGAAACUGACAAACUUUAUCUUCGCAUUCAUCCUUCUCAUGCCAAUUGUAUUACCGUAGGUAAAUGGUACUUGUUAUUUUGGAUUCAAACACCCAUUGAAGUCAGUGGAAGUCUUUUAACUGACAUAAAUGGGAUGUACAUCAAAGUCUCUAAGAAUAAAGCAGAGGGGGAAAAAAAGAAGAAAGGAAUAGUGGUAAAGGGCAGAAAAAAAUAGCACUGUAGAAUGUUCUUGAUGCUAGCAAGUAAGCAACCUGCAAUGAUUGCUUAUUCCAAUCAGAAAAGCACAGAAAAGAGAGGAAAAAAGGUGUUACUGGGUGUCAAAUCCGAAGCUUUGCAGUGAUUUGGAACGGUGGUCUGGCUGCCCCUGUGUAGCAAGAAAGGAGGAUGAUGGUGCACUCCACUGAACAUGAUGCCAAGCUGCUGUCAUCCUUAUCCUCCUUGCUUUCCCCCCACCCCCCCAGAUUCCAUAUUAAUUGUCCAAAAGUGCUUUACAUCUGAAAACAUGUUUGCUUUUAGUUGCAUUUCUUUUACACAAUGGACUUCUGAACUACAGUAUUGGUGUCCACACCUUUGUUUUACAUUUUUUCCCUGUUUUUGUCGACUAAACACAGUAACUAACUGCUACAGUUAGUAGUUCUUAGUUAUAAUUUUGAUAAUUCUGAAGCAGUGCUGUUAUUCUUAAUGGAUAAUAUAAUGUUAUUUGGGUCUUUUGUCACUAUAAAUAUAAACAGACCAUG